Molecule: messenger RNA, 2042 nt
Organism: Cuscuta europaea
Lineage: Eukaryota; Viridiplantae; Streptophyta; Magnoliopsida; Solanales; Convolvulaceae
Source: the annotation of a GenBank genome assembly
CCCACUUACUUUUACAUAUGAACGGGGAAAUAAUGAAAAUGGGUCAAAUAUCAGUAAAAAGAUCACCGACCUGGCGACCUUGAUGAUGAUGCAUUGGAGGCUCUCGUCAUCAUCUCCAACAUCAAGCUAAGGCUCUUCUCUAUUCCUCUUCAUUCAUUGAUAGAAACACUAUUCCCCUCUCUCUCUAAACAGCUAGCAUUCUUCUUCUCUCUCUGCAAUACAUACAAAUAGUUGGUAGUACAUACAGAGAGAUAGAGAGAGAGGAAUUGAAUCUAAUGGAGUACGAAAGGAUUCACAAAGUGCAGACUGGUUUACUAUCACCAAGUAAGCUUAGAAUGAAGCUUGUAGGAGUACAUCAUCAGAGGAAGAAUAAGGAUGGGUCAAAUUCAAAUUGUAACUCCUCAAGAACCUCACCUUCCAAAGUUGGGGAUUCUGAGUUUGUGAAGAAUAGCUUGUUGGCCGCCUCUGAUUUUGAGGAAGAAGCACCUAGGUAUGGAACCACCACACUGAAAUUGUCUGGAGAUGCAAUGCCAAACGGGAGCCAUAGUAUUCUUGAGACAAUGGACAACCCAGACUUUAGCCAUCCGAAGACACACCAUCACCUAAAGGGCGAAUUUGGCAAUUCUAGUUCGGUUCACCCUUUAAAAAUAUAUGAGGAUGAAAAUCUGGAUUAUGACAGCACUUCUAGCUUUGAGUUUCAUAAAGGGGAGAGAUCAAUGCACCAUUCCAUAGCAAGAUCAUUCUCUAGACCUAUGCCUUCGAAGUGGAAUGACGCCGAGAAGUGGAUAAUGAGUAGGCAAAACAUGCAAGCAAACCAUCCAUCCAAAAAGGUUCAUUUUCAGACCCAAAUGAACAGAAUGCCGGGGAUGAGUAUUGUUAGGGUUGCCCCCGAAUCCACUACCAUAGUUGAAAGUAAAUUAGCUGUGAAGAGGGUUGACUUUUGUCAACCGUCAUCUAACAAUGGAACUCAUACUAUUUCUGGUCAAGGGAAUAUGUCGACCGCCUUGAUCGAUCUUUCUCCUGAAAGCAAUGAUUUAGCAGAGAGGGAUGAUGGUAGCUUGACAGAAGAUGAAGGUCUAACUGAUGGCAUUAGAUCGGUUUCAAUGAGAGACAUGGGAACAGAAAUGACUCCGAUUCCAAGUCAAGAACCUUCCAGGACUGCAACGCCCACUGGGGCUACGACCCCGCUUCGCAGCCCAACCUCAUCAAUCCCGUCUACUCCUCGAAGAGGAGGGGAAGAGCCACCACCAACUACUCUAGACCAUCAUCAUGCCUUUGACAACCAUAAUAAUAGUAAUAAUAAUUUUCAGCUAGAAAAUAGUAAUCAAAGGGAAUUGUCUGAGCAAGAAUUGAAGCUCAAGACCAGAAAAGAGAUAGUAUCCCUGGGUUUGCAACUCGGUAAGACGAAUAUUGCUGCUUGGGCAAGUAAGGACCAGAAAGAAAGGGAGAGCUCUGAUGGUCAAUGCACAGAGACGACUGAGCUUGAGCAUCAAGUUGAGUUUGCCAAACGUGCCGCUGCUUGGGAGGAAGUUGAAAAGUCAAAGCAUGUCGCUAGAUUUAAGCGCGAAGAAAUACAAAUUCAAGCUUGGGAAAGUCAACAGGAAGCGAAGCUUGAAGCAGAAAUCAGAAGAAUUGAGGCACAAGUUGAGAAAUUGAGAGCACAAGGACAAGCAAAGAUGGUAAAGAAGGUAGCAAUGGCAAGACAGAAAUCAGAAGAAAAGCGUGCAAUGGCUGAGGCCAGGAAAAACCGCCUAGCUCAGAAAACUGCUUCCGAUGCCGAAUAUAUUCGCCAAACUGGUCGGUUUCCCUCAUCCACUCUCUUGUGUUGUGGAUGGUAAUUAUUUUAGCUACUUGUUUGUGUUAAUGUAAGUUUUCAGAUGGGGGGUAUUAUUUACUUCGCUAGAAGGUAAAUAAAUGCUCCUUUCUACAUAAACUAUUAGGUGAUGGGUCCCUUCUGUAGCUCUCGAGAGUCAAGAGUAGUUUGUAUAUGCUGGAAUGCCAUUUUUCCUAUCUUUAUCAAGAAAGCAUUUUUUAUACUCGUA